Messenger RNA from Talaromyces proteolyticus, 1325 nucleotides. Its product is annotated as urate oxidase UaZ. The transcript has 3 exons. Gene Ontology annotation, cellular component: peroxisome. NCBI's taxonomy places the organism in Eukaryota, Fungi, Ascomycota, Eurotiomycetes, Eurotiales, Trichocomaceae. Gene Ontology annotation, biological process: urate catabolic process; purine nucleobase catabolic process. Gene Ontology annotation, molecular function: urate oxidase activity. The coding region runs from base 313 to 1221 and encodes 302 amino acids. The record is from RefSeq and is a predicted model, not a curated record.
CAUCAUACGUUGAAAAUUUUAUAGUGCUCGUAGGCAAUUCUCGAAGAAAUACUCGGUACAGGUAAUUCUGAAACCCUUCUACCCCCACCUCUGUUGAUGCCUCAUUGGCGAAUCGCCCGGGAGAUAAGCUAUAGUCCGUCAGUCAGCUAAUGUAUAUAGCUAUCUCGUCAACCCGCUUUCUGGACCUUGGAAGCUGAUCAGUAAAAUUAACAGCUGCUAGAAUCCGAGUUCUAUCGCUGAUCUACUCUUCUCUAUCUGUUUAGCUCCGUGCAGCUUCUCCUUCACCCCUCCAUCUAAAUCACUACUGUUAUCAUGGCCUCCAAGCUGGGUGCUGCGCGCUACGGCAAGGACAAUGUUCGCGUGUGCAAGGUCCAUCGCGAUGAAAAGACCGGCGUGCAAACUGUUACAGAGAUGACCGUGUGCUGCCUCUUAGAAGGGGACAUUGAUGUCUCCUACACAAAGGCCGAUAACAGUGUUGUCGUUGCCACAGACUCGAUCAAAAACACCAUCUUCAUUCUCGCCAAACAGAAUCCAGUGACUCCACCCGAGCUCUUUGGAUCUAUCAUCGGCACUCACUUCAUCGAGAAGUACAAGCACAUCCACGUGGCCCAUGUCAACAUCAUCACGCACCGCUGGACCCGCCUGGCGGUCGACGGCAAGCCGCACCCACAUUCAUUCCUGCGGGAUGGCGCCGAAACUCGAAAUGUGCAAGUUGACGUAACCGAAGGAAAGGGCAUCGAGAUUGCCUCCAGUAUCUCGGGCCUGCACGUCUUGAAAAGCACCGGCUCGGAAUUCUGGGGAUUCGUGCGAGAUGAAUACACGACGUUGCCAGAGGUCUGGGACCGGAUUCUGAGCACCGAAGUAGACGCUACCUGGAAAUGGAAGCUUUUCUCCAGCUUGAGCGAAGUCAAAGUCGACACCGCGCGGUUCGACCAUGCCUGGAGUGCUGCACGUAAAAUCACUCUCGACUUUUUCGCGAAGGAGAAUAGUGCCAGUGUUCAGGCUGUGAUGUACAAUAUGGCUGAAAAGAUCUUGGAAGUCGUGCCACAGGUUGAAUCGGUUGACUAUGCUUUGCCAAACAAGCAUUACUUUGAAGUUGACUUGAAAUGGCACAAAGGCCUCAAAAACACUGGUAAAGAUGCUGAGGUGUAUGCGCCUCAAUCGGGCCCGAACGGCCUCAUCAAAUGUACUGUAACACGGCCGACCACAGCAAAGCUAUAAGCAUGUAAUCCCUUUUCUCUAUGUAUCCAUUCAAGGGGGUUUCCGGAGUUUUGAAUGCGUUUGUGUCACUGUUACUACUGCAUUAAGAUUUAAAUAUGUCAAUU